This is a messenger RNA of Synchiropus splendidus (mandarinfish), 1885 nucleotides long. RefSeq names its product integral membrane protein 2A-like. Bases 204 to 962 code for a protein of 252 amino acids. The transcript is spliced from 7 exons. Lineage: Eukaryota; Metazoa; Chordata; Actinopteri; Syngnathiformes; Callionymidae. The record is from RefSeq and is a predicted model, not a curated record. Gene Ontology annotation, molecular function: amyloid-beta binding. Gene Ontology annotation, cellular component: extracellular exosome; plasma membrane; Golgi apparatus. Gene Ontology annotation, biological process: negative regulation of amyloid precursor protein biosynthetic process.
CAGGUGCUCGAGUGUUCACUGCGGUGACGGCUGAGAUUCACGCCGACGCUCCAGUGUUUUUCUCCGGCGGCCAUCUUAGUCCUCUGAAGCCACCGGAAGUGCGCGAUAAGCUGAAGCUGCAAAGUGCGUCACAGCGCGGAGCAGCGGUCCAGCUCGGAUAGUUCGGCGCUGACCUCCUUCCACUCGGACCUCGGCUUCCAAUCAUGGUGAAGAUCGCUUUCAACUCGGCCGUGGCGCAGAAGGCGCUGGGCAAAGAGGGCGGCGGCGGCGGCGGCGGCGCGGCGGCGGAGAAGGACCCCGAGCUGGCCUCUGACCCGGCGGGCUCGGACGGCUCCACGGGACGCUGCUUGGUCACCCUGCUGGGCAUCGCCUUCAUCCUGAGCGGGCUCAUCGUGGGGGGCGCGUGUCUCUAUCGCUAUUUCACCCCCAAGAGGCUGUAUCACGGGGCCAUGCAGUUUGGCGACAUGUCUGCCGGAGCGGAGAACCAGCCCUACUAUCUGCCUCGCGUGGAGGAGGAGGUGGAGAUCUCCGACAGCAUGGCGGUCAUCAGCGUCCCUCCUCCCCGCUUCAGACCGGGAGACCCCGCCUACAUCCUUCACGACUUCAACAGGAAGCUGACGGCUUACCUGGACCUGACUCUGCGCACCUGCUUCGUCAUCCCUCUGAACACGUCCGUGGUGCUGCCCCCUCAGGACCUCAUCGACCUCUUCUCCCAGCUGAUGUCUGGUUCCUACCGCAGCUACCUGGUGCACGAGGACCUGGUGGUGACCGAGCGCAUCGAGGACAUCAAGCCGCUGGGCUUCUACAUCCGCCGUCUGUGUGAGGGGAAGAAAACCUACCGGAUGCAGCGGCGUGCCAGCCUGCCAGGGGGCGGCAUCCACAAGCGCGCGGCCGAGGAUUGCUUCACCAUCCAUCACUUCGAAAACAAGUUCAUCACAGAGACCAAGAUCUGCCACGCUUGAAGUUGCAGCCUGUUAGCCUCCUCAUUGAUGCAGCUGGAGCCGGGGCAUCACUCAGAAGGGAUCGUUGGCCACGCGCCGGUCUCCACACUUCUCUCUAGUUCGACUUCAUCUUACCAUGGUGUGAUACUUCUUGCACUUUCACAUCCUUUUGUUCUUGACAAGUCUUGUACUAGUGUCCUGUAUCCAUUCCUGGUAGUGACAUGUUUAGGUUCUAGCUUCCUCCCGGCUGACUGAUCACAGUGUUUGUACGCCGCCUCAUCAUCUCCUGCAGAUUAAAAUCUACUAUAUGUUAUAGUGAAAUAGCACAAUUAAGCCUGACGUGUGUGAAGCAGGGCUGAUGUCUGGGCUGCGCGAGACAGCCCUAGUGUUCACCGAGCGUUACCAACCCCUCUUUGUGUUGUUUGUGAGUAUCUUGAGCGAGACCUGACUUUCUUGUCUCAUUUUUAAAGCUGUUUCAUUUCAAGUUCAGAAAGGUGUCUUUCCCCAGAAUGUGAUUCUCCUUGGAUUAAGAUAAUCCAAAAUAAUUCCCAGAUAUUAUGCACUGAAAGACAAUCGCGUUGUUUUUUUUAUCUAACAAAAGUGUAUUUCAAUUUUGAAGUUGAGGGAUAUGGAUUUAUUUUUACAGGUUUUCCAAUAUGGUCUGUGAAUAUUUGUACUCGCUGGAGGAGAAUCUAAACCAGACACUCUGAGAACAGAAAGCAUGUUCCACUUUCCAGUCUUCUGCACGUUGUUGCAGUUCAUCCAAUCUUGUGGGAAAUCUAUUCACUUCUGAGGUCAGUUCCAUUUCCCAGAACCAGGAAGUAGAUACAGUUGAAGCAGCUUCCCUGGAUGAUCAACGUAGUUGCCGUUUCAUCAGACAGACUCGAGAACUCAGUGUUGUAUAUUGACCUGAAUCUUGUUAAAUAAACUGGUUUGUUCUCCCA